AUGAGUUCAUCAAUAGCGAACGCUGCAGAUGUUGCCGAGCGUGUCGAGUAUCUUGCUCGAGCGCUUGCCAAGACUACCCAUCUUGAUCCCCUCGAAGGAACAGAAUGGGACAGGGUCGUGGCCAUCUACUCUUUAAACACCCUUCUAAUGAGCCAGGCUGAUUACAUACCCGUCACUCACGCUGUCCACCGUCUUGAUGGAAUUGUCACUCCUGCAAGUGCCGCUCACUCUAUUUCCGAACUUGAACAUCAGCUACGUUCUUCUGGGGCCAAGGCAUUGUUUACUUGUGUGCCCUUACUCGACAAUGCGCUGAAAGCAGCACGAGCCGUCGGGAUCCCAGAGAAGAACGUUUUCCUUCUUCCAGUACCUGGAUUUUCAGCACCCAGCAAUGUAAAGACUAUCGAGGACUUGAUCUUUGAAGGAAAGACCUUACCACCUGUGUCUGUUCAGAAAUGGAUCCCAGGACAAGGAAAGAGACAAGUGGCCUAUUUGUCUUACUCGAGCGGCACAUCUGGACUUCCGAAAGCCGUAAUGAUUUCUCAUUACAACGUGAUUGCAUGCAUUCUCAUGAUAAACACGUUUGAACAAGGGGAUAAUCGAAAAGGCGGCUUGAACACCCAGGUUUCUCUCGGCGUGCUCCCUUUCAGUCAUAUUUACGGCCUCGUGGUUGUAGCCCACGUCGCGCACUACCGAGGAGAUGAGGUCAUCGUUCUUCAGAAGUUUCAGCUCGACCAACUGCUGGCAGCGAUCCAGCGAUUCAAGAUCGAGGUGUUAUACGUUGUGCCGCCCAUACUUGUUCAGCUCCUGAGCAAUCAUGACAAGUGCAAGAAAUACGAUCUCAGUAGUGUUCGUCUUGCUUUCUCAGGAGCUGCUCCUUUGGGCAGCGAGGCGAGCCACAAGAUGUUGGAACUCUUCCCCACGUGGAAAAUCAGCCAAGGCUAUGGUCUGACGGAAGCUUCACCCUCAGUUUUACACAGCAGCGAAACAGACUCGUUAAUGGGGUCCUCCGGUUCGCUACUCCCAGGUGUCAAGGCCAAGAUCAUCGAUCAAUAUGGCAAAGAAGUGACUGAACACGAGACACCAGGCGAGCUAUACGUGCAAUCACCCAACGUGACUCUAGGAUACUUGAACAAUGCGAAAGCCAACGCUGAGACGUUUGUAUGGGACAAAGACGGACGAUGGCUCAGGACAGGCGACGAAGUGCUUGUGCGGAAGUCUCCCGCCGGCUUUGAGCUUUUUGUCGUUGUGGAUCGGAUCAAGGAACUAAUCAAAGUCAAGGGUCAUCAAGUAGCCCCAGCUGAGCUUGAGGCUCAUCUCCUCGACCAUCCCCAUGUUUCUGACUGUGCUGUCAUUGGGAUCCAUGACGAUAGAGCAGGUGAAGUACCGUUGGCAUUUGUGGUGAAGAGUAAGGAAGCCAGCAGUCUAUCAACAGAAGAAGUUGAAAAGGCCAUCCAUGACCAUGUUCAGAGCCACAAGGCAAGGCACAAGUGGUUAAAGGGCGGCAUUAACUUUCUUGAACUCAUUCCCAAGUCUCCCAGUGGGAAGAUCUUGCGACGAUUGCUGAGAUCUCAUGCUGUUCCCGUAGACAAGAAGGACCUGGCAAAGCUCUAG
Fusarium vanettenii 77-13-4 is the source of this 1611-nucleotide messenger RNA. RefSeq lists its product as uncharacterized. The record is from RefSeq and is a predicted model, not a curated record. Bases 1 to 1611 code for a protein of 536 amino acids. The transcript is spliced from 6 exons. Gene Ontology annotation, molecular function: CoA-ligase activity. Lineage: Eukaryota; Fungi; Ascomycota; Sordariomycetes; Hypocreales; Nectriaceae.